This is a messenger RNA of Ogataea haglerorum, 1500 nucleotides long. RefSeq lists its product as uncharacterized. Bases 1 to 1500 code for a protein of 499 amino acids. The transcript has a single exon. Gene Ontology annotation, biological process: transmembrane transport. Gene Ontology annotation, molecular function: transmembrane transporter activity. Lineage: Eukaryota; Fungi; Ascomycota; Pichiomycetes; Pichiales; Pichiaceae. The record is from RefSeq and is a predicted model, not a curated record. Gene Ontology annotation, cellular component: membrane.
AUGACUGAAAAGGGUACACACACUGAGUCUGUUUUGGAAAAUAAUCCCAGUUACGACAGCAGCCCUCAAGCUCUUGCCGAAGAGUUAAGACUCAAUAAACGAGUGGUUACAAAAAUUGAUCUCGUUGUUUUACCAUUUCUUGUGUGCACCGUCUUUUUGCAGUUGCUUGACAAGAACUCCCUUUCGUAUGCAGCCAUUUAUGGGCUUAAAACUGAUAACAAUUUGAAAGGUCAAGAAUACAGCUGGCUUGCCACGAUCUUUUAUCUUGGAUAUCUAUUUGCCGAAAUACCAGUGUUCUUUUUGCUACCCAAAAUUCGAAACCUUGGUCGCUUCAUGUGUAUUUUAAUUAUGGUUUGGGGUGCACUGCUAAUGUGUAUGUCUGCCUGUCACAACUUUGCUGGCCUUGCUACUAUUCGUUUGUUUUUGGGUAUAUUUGAGGCUGCGAUCCAGCCAGCCUGCAUCAUGAUCUCUACGACUUGGUACACCAAAAAGGAGCAACCAAUUAGAAUGGCUUUAUGGUCCAACACGUUUGCGGGCGUCUUUAAUGGUAUUUUUGGGUAUGGAAUUGGUCACUGGGGAGGACCAUUGGCAAUCUGGAAAUAUAUCUUUCUCGUGUAUGGUGCCGUGACUGUCACUUUUGGCGCAUGUUACUAUUUUGUUAUUCCAAAUAAGAUUGAGUCCGCUUGGUUCUUAUCAAAGGAAGAGAGGCAAUGUGCGAUUGCACGGACGGCAACCAACCAUACUGGUAUCCACCUGGGACGAAAACAAAUAAAGUGGUCGCAAAUAUUGGAAUCCAUAUAUGACCCCAAGUACUGGCUGCUAGUGGUGUUCAUCAUUGUGCAGAAUUUCAUUAAUGCAGGAAUUACCAAUUUUAAUACGUUCAUCAUAAAAGGUUUUGGUUACUCAAAUUACAAAACUAUGCUUCUGGCCACUCCUCAGGCAGCAGUGGCCAUGGGAGCUUGUGUCAUAGUGGCCGCAAUAUGCUAUUUUAUCAAGAACAUAAGGUAUAUUCUCAUCUGCAUGACUACCGGUGUCACAAUGGCAGGUAUUAUCAUGCUCUGGAAAAUAUCACCAGAAAAACACAGAAAUACCUGUCUGGCAGCGGUGUAUAUCUGUGGGUUCUAUAAUGCUCCAUAUGUGCUGACGCUCUCUUUGAUUGCCUCUAACAAUAGUGGCGGCUCCAAAAAAUCUUUCAACUCUAUUAGUGUUGGCCUGUUCUACGCUCUUGGAAACCUUAUUGGCCCUCAAUUCUUUAUUGAUUCUGAAUCACCAACCUACCAUACAGGUAUAAAGGCAAUGCUUGCAGCAUGUGUCAUUAUGUUUUUUUGUAUCAUUUCGUACGCUAUUCUCUGCUUCACAGAGAACAAACGGAGAGAUAGCAGGUACGCAGCGGAAGGCGGUGUACCCCUAACAGUUGAGGAGCUCAUUCAGAUUGGAGAGGAAGUCGAUCAGAGCGAUAUGACAGACGUGGAGAACAGACAUUUCCGUUACAGCUUUUAG